CAUCUGCCUGCCAAGCACAAGCACCCGGGGAAAGGCCAGCGUCAGCCCAGCCCCGAGAGGAAUGCGGUCCCAUCUGAGAGCGAUGAGUUCAGCUCCUUCCGCUACUGGCGAGCCCCCCUGCCCAGCAUCGAGGAGGAGCUGCAGGAGCUGCUGAAAGCUCAGGCCAUCUCCAUUAGCCCAGAGAGCACUGAGGAGCACCAGAGCUCUGAGGAUGGGGCCAGUGCUGAGGAAGAGGAGGACGAGGAGGAGAGUGAUGACGAGGGUUGGAUAACACCCAGCAACCUCAAGCAGGUCCAGCAGGACACGGGGCACUGUGACACUGCUCCUGUCGGCGUCCAGGUCGGCUGCGUCACCACUGACUUUGCCAUGCAGAACGUGCUGCUGCAGAUGGGCCUCCACGUGCUGGCUGUGAAUGGCAUGCUGAUCCGCCAGGCCAGGAGCUACAUCCUCCGCUGCCACGGCUGCUUCAAGACCACUUCGGACAUGACCAAGGUUUUCUGUCCCCACUGCGGUAACAAGACCCUGAAGAAGGUCGCAGUGAGCGUCAGCGAUGACGGGAGCCUCCACAUGCAUUUCUCCCGCAACCCCAAGGUGCUGAACCCCCGAGGGCUCAGGUACCCGCUGCCAGCCCCAAAAGGAGGGAAGCACGCGAACAACCCUCACCUGGUGGAAGACCAGCCCUUCCCGCAGCAGCGGCUGUCCCGCAAGGCCAGGCAGAAGACCAACGUCUUCGACCCCGACUACAUCGCCGGGGUCUCGCCCUUUGCGGAAAACGACGUCUACAGCCGCGCGGCCAAUCUGCAAAUCCGGGACACGGCCCUGGGCGCUGGCAGGAGGCGCCUGAACCCCAAUGCCGUGACAAAGAAGUUUGUGAAGAGGAGGUGAAGGGCGGGACAGGGCCCUCCGCAGCCGGUGCUGCGAGGGACCAUCUGCCUGGGCCUUGCACGUUGCUGCCCAACGCCGGAUGGCUCCGGGAAGGUGAGGCCUCUCCCAGCACCCUUCCAAAGGCAGCCGCCCUGGGCAGGGGCCGGGCCUUUCCUUCCACGCUUCUCUGGUGCCUGAAGAGUGGCAGCGGCUGGGGGUGAUAGUCAUUGGGUCUGGGGAGGCUGUGACCCGGGAUGGCCUGCCAGAACCAGGGGGAGCCGGGCGAGGUGGUGGCUUCCCUGCUCAGCCCCAGGCAAUGGCUGCGUUGCUAAUAAACACAAAAACCCAUA
Aptenodytes forsteri (emperor penguin) is the source of this 1214-nucleotide messenger RNA. It is a transcript of the gene NOB1, whose product is annotated as NIN1/PSMD8 binding protein 1 homolog. The transcript is spliced from 6 exons. Gene Ontology annotation, biological process: maturation of SSU-rRNA; ribosomal small subunit biogenesis. Gene Ontology annotation, molecular function: RNA endonuclease activity. Lineage: Eukaryota; Metazoa; Chordata; Aves; Sphenisciformes; Spheniscidae. The record is from RefSeq and is a predicted model, not a curated record. The annotation marks the transcript as partial. Gene Ontology annotation, cellular component: preribosome, small subunit precursor.